AUGGCUGAUUUCUUUAACAUUGUACCACCACAAAACUUGCUAAUAGAUUCAAAGGGUAAUCUCAAAGUCUCUGACUUUGGACUAAGUGCAGUACCUAAAUCAGGGGAUAUGCUCUCUACAGCUUGUGGAUCUCCAUGCUAUAUAGCACCUGAGCUGAUAAUGAACAAAGGGUACUCAGGAGCAGCAGUGGACGUGUGGUCUUGUGGGGUGAUUCUAUUCGAGUUGCUUGCUGGUUACCCACCGUUCGAUGAUCAUACUCUUCCUGUCUUGUAUAAGAAGAUACUCAGAGCAGAUUACACGUUCCCACCUGGUUUCACUGGAGAGCAGAAGAGGCUAAUCUUUAACAUUCUUGACCCAAAUCCUCAAACGCGUAUAACACUAGCUGAGAUUAUCAUCCAAGAUUCUUGGUUCAAGUUAGGUUAUACACCAGCUUAUCAUCAAGUUUCAGACUCAGUCAAGGAGAAUGUAGCGGAGAUAAAUGCAGCAACCGCGUCUUCAAAUUUUAUAAACGCUUUUCAGAUAAUAGCAAUGUCUAGUGAUCUAGAUUUGUCAGGUCUCUUCGAAGAACAAGAUGAUAAGAGAUAUAAAACAAGAAUUGGGUCCAAGAACACAGUACAAGAAACAAUCAAGAAGAUUGAAGCUGCUGCAAUUGAUGUUAGUUUAUCGGUUGAAAGAAUAAAGCACUUCAAGGUUAAGAUUCAGCCAAAAGAGAUAAGAUCAAGAUCUUCUUAUGACUUACUAUCAGCAGAGGUGAUCGAGGUGACUCCAACCAAUUGUGUAAUAGAAAUAUCAAAAUCCGCAGGGGAGUUAAGACUAUACAUGGAGUUUUGCCAGAGUUUAUCCAGCUUACUUACAGCCGAAGUAGGCUAAGAGUCCAUAGAUUGUCAAGAAAAGUGAUGUGACAUAGAUGAUGAAUAUACGAAGCAAAUAAAGCAUAUUUUACUGAUUCAAGUUGCAGUGACAUGAAGACAGUGAAGAGGUUGGAUUGAAAAAGUAAUUCAUGUCUUGUGGUGAUCCCAAAGGGUUCUCUUUCCAAAAAGAAAAACGGCUUCUCAUUCAGGGUGUAAAAUGAUGUAUUUGUUAUAAAUUAAGCAUUGAAAUGA
Molecule: messenger RNA, 1103 nt
Organism: Brassica oleracea var. oleracea
Lineage: Eukaryota; Viridiplantae; Streptophyta; Magnoliopsida; Brassicales; Brassicaceae
Product: CBL-interacting serine/threonine-protein kinase 21-like
Exons: 8
Coding region: 1-870 (289 amino acids)
Biological process (GO): protein phosphorylation; signal transduction
Molecular function (GO): protein kinase activity; ATP binding
Source: RefSeq, a predicted model, not a curated record